Molecule: messenger RNA, 448 nt
Organism: Trichoderma harzianum CBS 226.95
Lineage: Eukaryota; Fungi; Ascomycota; Sordariomycetes; Hypocreales; Hypocreaceae
Exons: 1
Coding region: 140-367 (75 amino acids)
Source: RefSeq, a predicted model, not a curated record
AGUAAAGAAAGAAUGGCUAGAGGAUGUAAAAAGAGCUACAGGGCAGGCUGAAAUCACGAGUGGCAGCUGAGAGAGUUGAGAGUUGAGAGUUUAUGCUGGACAAAGGGGUCGAUGAGGGGUGGCUUUGGAGCUGUCAGAAAUGCCAUGUCGCGUGUUUGCCGGAGGACUGCAUGGCACGGCAUCCAUCGUAUCACAGCCGCCGACAGCCAUAGCUUGGCCCCGUUCUUUGUGGCCUCAGUGGAUCGAAGCCAUUAUGCACGCAAGCACAGCCACUGGCCGUCAGUUUGUGCUUUGUCCGAAUGGAGACGGGACGCCAGUUGAUCAGUUCUGCUGCCAGCACAGUGAAGAGUGUCUCUUGGUGAGCUGAUUGGCCGGCAGCUUGGAGGGGAGCAUCCAAGUCUUCUCGAUAGAGCCAUAAAUUUCGAGUUGGAGGGGUCCCUGUCCUUUC